Messenger RNA from Effrenium voratum, 2010 nucleotides. Lineage: Eukaryota; Dinophyceae; Suessiales; Symbiodiniaceae. The record is from the annotation of a GenBank genome assembly.
AUGGGAGGCAGCAUCGUCCUGCUGGAGUCGCCUCUGGGCCCGCGCUCCUUCGGCCGGGUGUGGAUGAAGGACACCGCGGGCGUGGAGUCCGAAGGCCUCAGCGGCGGCGUCUCUGUGAGCGCCCCAGGCUUCGGAGUGGCCGGAAGCGCCCGGGAGAUCCAAGCGAUCAGGGAGGUGAAGCGCGUGGCGCCGGCGCUGGUGCACCAGCUCCUGGGGAACUUGCCGCCCGCUGGCGUGGACGGCUCGGCGGGCCACCUGGAGUGCCUCCAGUCCCUGAACCCCUCACAGGCCAAGGCUGUGGGCCGCGCCCUGGGCUGCAGCGGCGGCUUCGUGAGCAUCCACGGGCCUCCGGGCACGGGCAAGAGCCAGACGCUGCUGCAGCUGAUCAACGCCCUGCACCUGCAGCGGAUGCAGCAGUACCACCAGGGCAUCGAGGACAUCGCCCUGGGCGUGCGCGGCACCGGGGCCGCCGCCGCGGUUUCGAGGCGAGAGCAGUGGCUGCGUGCCGUGGCCCAUGCUCCGCGGCUGCUGGUCUGCGCCCACAGCAACAACGCAGUCCGACAGCUGCAGGAGAGGCUCGAGAAGGAUGGCUUCGGUGACCAGAGCGGCGGUCGCUACGUGCCGUGGAGCGUCCGCGUCAGCGCGGAGGGCGCGUCGUCGGGCUCGGGUUCGCCGGACCUCGACAAGGAGGUGUCGCAGCUUCUGCAGCUGUCCCGCGAGGAGGUCGGCAAGCAGUGCCAGGAGGUCCAAGAGGAGAUGGACCAGCUAGCGAUGCAGCUCAAGCGGCUACUGUACGAGAUCGAGCAGCUGCAGCAGACGUGCCCACUGCCCGAGAACUUCCAAGCGAUCCUGAACCAGCGUGGAAAGAUCCUGUUCUACCACGUGCCAAGCGGCACCUACCACCAUGAAAGGCCUGCUCUGAGACUUGGGGAGCAGCAAGUUCUCCCUCUUCAGCUGCCCCAUGUGGUUGGGCGAAUGCAGGAGCUGGUGUCAUUGUCGGACAGGUGGUGGUUCCUCGACAAUUUGCGGAAGCGCUUCUGCCUCCUGCAGGACCCUCCGGAGAAUUGGCACCAGCUGCGUCGGCGCCUGGAGGCGGUGGUGCUGGACGCAGCGCAGCUGGUCUUCGCCACUGCCAGCAGCGCCGCGCGGGUCCGCGCCUACGUCUCCGAUGCCAUGAUCCGCUCCUUCGACCGCGUCGUCAUCGACGAGGCGGGCCAAGCCACCGAGCCCGCGUGCUUGGUGCCCAUGGGCGCGGGCGGCCGGACCUGUGUCCUAGUUGGCGAUCACCUUCAGCUACCGCCCACCGUCUUCACGCCCAACGCGGAAGAGCUGCUGAUGAGCCGCUCCCUCUUUGAGCGGCUCUGCGUGAUCGGUCAUGAGCCCGAGCUCCUGCAGGAGCAGUACCGCAUGGUGCCAGCCAUCUCGGCCUUCCCGCGGCAGCAUUUCUACCAAGGGCGGCUCCGGGACGCGGAACUCUGCCUGCCGCAGCGCUGCGCGCUGAUCCCGGCCUUUCUGUUUCUGGACCUCGAGUCGUCGGCCGCCCAACUGGCAGACGGGUCCUGGUACAACCUGGAGGAGGCCAAGUUCUGCGCCCAGCUGGCGGCGAAUCUGCAGGCCUCCGCGCUGCUGGCGGGAAGAGAAGGCCUGGCCAGGAGCGUGGGCAUCAUCACGCCAUACAAAGCGCAGAAGGAGAUGAUGCAGGGCCAGCUGCGGAGUGCCUCCGUCAAGUUUCCGGUCACGGUGGCCACGGUGGAUGGCUACCAAGGCCGCGAGAUGGAGGCGGUGAUCUGCUCCACCGUGCGCGCCUCGCACAAGUCCUCCAGCAUCGGUUUCGUGGCAGAUGACCGGCGGCUGAACGUGGCGCUGACGCGGGCGCGGCAGGUGCUGCUGGUGGUAGGCCACGCGAGGACCUUGGCGUCGUCGCGGACGCCGGCGGCGCUGAUCCAACACGCCAAGCGCCAGGACGCCUUCAGGAGCGUCAAGCUGGGCGAAGACGUGCUGAUCUCAUAG